CCUGUACGAUUCAACAUCUAGUAAAUAUCAAGAAAACAGGGUUUAAAUGACACAAAUUGGAGCAAUUAUCUUAUCAACAAAGCAGCAGCAAGAUCAUGGAAUUCAUGUUAAAAAUUAUAGUCUUUACCGGAAAUAUUGUAAAAAAAAACUAAGUCAAAUGUCUAAACAGUUAGGAAUACGGCAAAAUAAUAAGAAAUAUAUGAAGAAUAAGGAACUAGAAGAGAAUCCAAUAUACCAUGAUUUUUUGGUUAUGAAGAGUGAACGAGCUUGGGCAUACGCUAUGGAGCUAAAAACAAGAAAUAGACAAUAUAAAAAGGUUAAAUUAAACCGGCGACAAAUUAUCCGUAGGCUUUCUAGAGCUUAUCAAUAUGCUUAUUAUUUAAGCAAAGUCAUGGAACAAAAAUCAUCUAUUCUUCGAUUAGAAGCGGUUGGAUAUAUGUCAAUAAAGAGAGGACAAUUGGCAUUUGAGUGUUGUCAAUGGGGACAAUCUCUUAGGAGUUUAUCAGAGGCGAGAAUUAUAUUAGAAAUAAUAUAUGAAAAUAAAGAAGAUCAAUAUCUUGUAAAAGAACUAAUAAAAUCAAUUGAACGAAGUAUUAGAUAUUCAGCAUAUCAAGAAAAAGUAGAUAUAGAGGAUAUUUUUUAUAUCUCGCAAAAAAAUACAUUGGAAAAUAAAGCUUUAACAUCAUUUAUAGAAAGUUUUAAUUGUGAAGUAUUAAAACGUAAAAGUGAGGGAAAUUCAUUUGUAAAUUCGAAAAUAGAAUGGAGAGGACAUGUUUCACAUAUCCGAGAUGCGGAUAUAGCUAUUUCAUUAUCAUAUAUUCAAGAUUUAUAUAAGUCAAUUCAAAACAAAACGUAUAUAAAUUAUUCAGAAAGAAAAGAUGAAUAUAACAAAUUAUUAUCAGCAUAUGCAGAAGCAGAAAAUAUAAUAAAAAAAGUAAUAGAAAAAACAGAGCGUUCUGGAAUAGAAGAUCAAACACAAGAUCUUUAUAUUACAUAUUCAUAUAUUUCAUACAAUUAUAUUAUAGAACAAAUAAAAUAUAACUUAGAGAUAAUUUCAGAAUUAAAUAUGAAAUCUUCAAAUGGAAAUAUUAAACAAUAUAUUGUUUGUAAAUUAACUAAAUUAUAUGACAAUAUUUUACAAAACCUUGAUACUAUAUCAGAGCUCUCAGGAAUUUCAAAUGACUUAAACUUUCUUCAAACAAUAAAAUUAGAAAAAUACUAUUUCAAAUCUCAACGUUGUCUUGCAAUUUCUAUGUCAUAUUUCUUGGUUUUAGAUUAUAAGUCAGCUUUAGCUUUAGCAAUACGAAGCUAUGAUUAUUUAUCAAAGAUUUCUCUUGCAAAUAAUAAAGAGAUGAUUUUUAUAAAUGAAGAAAAACUUAUAGAAUUAAAAAAAGACAUAGAUACAAAAAUAAGUAGAUUCCGCGCAUUUUCAUGCUUAACUAUUACAGAAACUGAUAAAGAAGAAUCAUCAUUAAAGAUGUCUACUUUAGGGACUGUAGAUAAUAAUAGCCAGGAGCCUAGCUUAUCUACACUUGCAAAAUUCCCUUCAAAAUUGGAAUCAAUAUUUUGUAAACCUUUUUUUUUCGAUAUAGCAUAUAAUUAUAUAGAUUAUAAAGAAUCUACAGAACAAUCAGUUAAUAAAGGCAAUUUUUUUAAAAGCUUUUUGAGAAAAUAAGAAUUCAAUCUUAUUAUAU
Molecule: messenger RNA, 1694 nt
Organism: Pneumocystis carinii B80
Lineage: Eukaryota; Fungi; Ascomycota; Pneumocystomycetes; Pneumocystales; Pneumocystaceae
Exons: 6
Coding region: 47-1675 (542 amino acids)
Biological process (GO): SRP-dependent cotranslational protein targeting to membrane
Cellular component (GO): signal recognition particle, endoplasmic reticulum targeting
Molecular function (GO): endoplasmic reticulum signal sequence receptor activity; 7S RNA binding; signal recognition particle binding
Source: RefSeq, a predicted model, not a curated record